Molecule: messenger RNA, 1788 nt
Organism: Rhododendron vialii
Lineage: Eukaryota; Viridiplantae; Streptophyta; Magnoliopsida; Ericales; Ericaceae
Product: receptor homology region, transmembrane domain- and RING domain-containing protein 2-like
Exons: 4
Coding region: 271-1533 (420 amino acids)
Source: RefSeq, a predicted model, not a curated record
GGGCCAAAAAAAAAACGAAGAAGAAGAGAAGAAAUGGAAGAAAAAAAUUGAUUUUCCUUUCGGUUUUUCUGCUGCGACAAGCUUUCCUUUACUCCCCCUAAAAACACGCACAGAGACAGCGGAGGGCAUCAAAAGAAUUCGAGACAUGGAAGCCGAUGUUCCCAUUCCGAAAAACCCUAAUUUUCUCUCUCUACACUAGACAUCUUUUGUUUUCUUUUUUCUCUCGGUGUGUGGUGGUUUUGUGUUUGAUCUUGUCUGAUUGGAUCAGAGAUGGUGACAAGUCUGGUCCUGGCUUGCAGCUUUCUCUCUCUAAUGGCUUGUGUGGCUCUUGGCAACGUGGUAUUGAUUGGCAACAACGUAACCUUGUCGUUUGAGGACAUCGAAGCUAACUUCGCUCCUGCAUUGAAAGGGUCUGGGGAAUGUGGCACAUUGUAUGUGGCGGAUCCUUUGGAUGCAUGCUCGCCUUUGAGCAAGAUUGAUUCAACUGUUAAUGCCACUUGUUCGCUGUUUAUAUUGAUUGUUAGAGGAGGAUGUAGCUUUGAGGAUAAAGUUAGAAAAGCACAAGCUGCUGGUUUCAAAGCGGCCAUUAUCUAUGACAAUGUAGACGGUGAUUUGGUAGCAAUGGCAGGGAAUUCAGCUGGUAUAAAAAUACAUGCUGUGUUUGUUUCCAAGGCUUCAGGUGAAGUACUCACAAAGUAUGCUGGUGUUACCAAGAUGGAACUGUGGAUAAUCCCAAGCUUUGAGAACUCAGCAUGGUCAAUCAUGGCCAUAUCUUUUAUUUCUCUGCUUGCCAUGUCAGCUGUGCUUGCCACUUGUUUCUUUGUCCGGAGGAAUCGCAUAAGACGAGAAAGACCUCGAUCUUCUCAUGUUCGUGAAUUCCAUGGGAUGAGCAGUCGUCUAGUCAAAGCCAUGCCAAGUCUAAUCUUUACAGCUGUAGUAGAGGAUAAUUGUACCUCAUCAACAUGCGCCAUAUGUCUGGAAGACUAUAGCGUUGGAGAAAAGCUUAGAAUAUUGCCUUGUCAACACAAAUUCCAUGCCUUUUGUGUUGACGCUUGGCUUACGACAUGGAGAACCUUUUGCCCCAUCUGCAAACGUGAUGCUAGAACUAGCGCAAGUGAUAAUCCACCGGCAUCAGAACGCACACCAUUGCUUUCAUCAAGCCCCGCUUCUGUGCCUUCGUCUUCUGUAUUGUCAUCUGUGAGAUCAUCAACUCCAGCCCAUUCAGCUUCUCAUAAUCAUUCCGUCUCUAGCACUCCUUAUCUGCAGUCUUACAUUGAAACCUACCGCCGAUCCCCUCACUUGAGUGCAAGCCGAAGCUCAGUAGACCUGAGAAAUGCGUCUUAUCAGAGAUCAUUGGGCUACCCUUCUGUAUCACCGCUUAAUUCUAGAUUUAUAUCUCCUUAUGUUCCUAGUCCUGGAAGUGGCUUAAGUCAUGUCGGGUCUCCAAGUAAUCAACCGCACCCUGUGCAUUUUAGCGAGUCGGCUACAAGCUUUUCUCCAUUUGCUUCUGCUCACUCUCUUCCAGAAUGCUGAUUCAAACUUGAUUAUGCUGUGGAGAUCUCUGGGUAGAUUCAGCCUAAAAUCUCAUGUGAGGGUGGUGAGCGACCAUCUAAAAGGGAAACUAGUUUUGGUUGACUUUUUUUGAUCUUUGUUUCGCACCACUACGCAUGAAAUUGGAUUUGGUUCCAGUAGAUGUUGUGCACCUGUUGUACAGUGUAGCAUAUAGGGCUUCUGUUAAUUUCGUUAAAUUCAGCUGCUGAAAAUCAUGGGUCUUACACUUCAGAUGUU